AUGAUAAGAAGGGAAUUACUGAUACAGCAGCUAAUAACAUCAGUGCUUCUGUUUCGUAUCUAUGCUCAAGAAGGAGGUAACUCAUCUGGACAAAAUGAGUUUAGAAAAGAAAUUGGCAUAUCAACACUGGAAAGUGAUGUGACAUCAUCCAGAAAUUCUGCAAUAUGGCCUACGUUGACACAAAGUACGGUGAAUGAAGCAUCAAUGAUAGCAGCAGCGGAAGCAAAAAACGUUCGCCAUACUUAUUCCAUUGCUAAGCAACCCGUUUUAUUAGGUAUUGUACCAUCCCAAAGUCAUUCUACAAAGUUUUUGUCCCAACCAAAUUCAAAACCUGAAUCAGAAAUCACGGCAUCGCCAAGCUUUCAUCCCACUACUCCUGAACCAGAAUCUCAUCAUCAACCUAUGCUAAUUACCACUGCCAAAAUUGCUAGACAGUUUGCUGAUGGUUCUUCCCACUUACCUAUGCAAUCAGCUGAAGUCGCACAACUUAAAGUUCGUGCUGAAGAUUCUCGACCGCUUAAAGAAUCUAGUUCAGUUAAAGUAAGCAGUGCUAGCCCUACGCCAUCAUAUCAAAAUAAUGCUUUCGAGGAUGAUGCUGAACGGAUUGACGAAGAAGAUGAUAGUAGUAACGCGGAUUCUUCGAAACCAGGUGCCAUUGAUAAUGAAGCUAUCGAAGAACUUGUUAAUCGUUUCUUGAAUAGUGACGCCGCUGACGAUGGGAAGGAGGAGAAGAUCAACAAAGAAGCUUUGAAACUGAUCAAUUCAAGUAAAUACUGGGAUGUAAAUAACUUGGAGCCUGAAGGCUCGAUACGAGAUAGUAAGAAAGCCCAGGAAUGGAUGAAUGGAUACGCAGUUGAGGCACAGAAAGUAUUGCGCGAAGUAGCUUUAGCCGGAUGGAAUUAUGUCACAUCAGUAUCGCAUCUUACUAAACAGCUUCUUGACGAAGCUGAGGAGACCCUAGGAAAAUUUGUGAAAAGUAGCUCGAAGCAAGCGAAGCAAUUUGAUAUAGUAGCAAUUGAGGACAAAUCGCUGAAACGACAAUUUGAGCUCCUUUUGGUAGAAGGUAUCAGUGCCUUGGAUGAAAACGAUUUCAAAGAAUAUAAUGAACUUCAGAAGCUGAUAGCGAAAGCAUACGCUGAAACUUCAGUUUGUGAAACGGGCAAUGCAACGAUAUGUCCUUACAGAGUUUCCGAUAUUGUGUCAAUUAUUGCACAUGAAAAUGAUGCUUCUAAAGCAUUUCGUCUUUGGGUCGCACUGCGUGAUGCACUUGGACCGAAACUAGCUGUCUCAUACAAACGUCUCAUUGACUUGACUAAUAAAGGAGCUAAAUUGAAUGGUUUUUCGGAUGGUGGAACGAUGUGGCGUAGCCCUUACGAACAAUUCACGUCACGUCAUGAAAAAGCGGAGCAAAGUGACACUGUCGCUCUUUUGCAGAAGUUGUACCAACAAAUUAGUCCAUUUUAUAAACAGCUACACGCAUAUAUAAGACGUCAAAUACCUGCUCUGUACGGGUUAACAAACGUGUCUAAUCUAACGCGAGAUGGUCCUAUCCCUGCUCAUUUGCUCAAGAGCAUUGCUGGUGAUAAUUGGAUUGCCUUCUAUCAGGAUACGAAACCAUUCGAGGACGAAGACGAUCUUGCAAGAGAAGUCCAGGAAAACCUCCAGAAACUAAACUAUACUGUGAAAAGCAUGUUCAAACAGACGUACAAAACUCUCAAGCAACUUGGGUUUGACAAAUUGCCACCAAGUUUUUGGACGAAAUCAAUUUUUACGAGGACAUGGAGCAAAGAUAUGCUUUGUCAUCCACCUGCAGCCUAUGAUAUGAGGAAUGAGCUUGAUUACAGGGUAAAGGCGUGUGCGCAUCUUACUUUACCCGAUUUUGAAUUAACCCAUAAAUUGCUUGUCCACAUAUACUAUUAUUACAUGUAUCGUGAGCAGCCACUUCUGUUUCGCGAAGCAACAAAUCCAAGCCUGUUGACUGCUGUCACUAAUGCUUUCGCAAUUAAUGCUCGAAAUGUAGAAUAUUUGAAAAUGAUGAAACUAAUAACAUCUGAAACUGGGUUUAGCCGCUCAAAAAGUAUUAAUCGUUUGUAUCUGGAAGCACUUGAAGAUUUCGUCAAAUUGCCUUUUGACUUCGCAGUUGAUAUGUGGCGAUUUCAUAUAUUUGAUGGCACUUCAACAAAUACUACAUGGAACUCUGAUUGUGAAUUACUCCAAGGGAUCAAGUCGCCUGUGGAACGAAAAUCAACUGAUUUCGACGCCAUUGCAUUCUCUACCAUUGCUCAAACGCAUGCUCCAGCAAUGAAACACUUUUUUGCAUAUAUAAUGCAGUUUCAAAUCUUAAAAGCCCUGUGUCGUGGUACUACAAAUUUGAGCAAUGGAUGUAUGUUAGAACGUAACGCAGUCACUGAAAAUAUCAAAAAGGUGAUGGUGCUUGGUUCCUCAAUUACUUGGCGAGAAGCACUGGAAAUUAUUACAGGUAGUAAAGAAGUUGAUGCAAGUGCUAUGUUGGAAUAUUAUCAACCUCUGAUAAAUUGGCUUGAAGAACAAAACACUAAGGAGCAUGCUUAUAUUGGAUGGGAUGGAUUAGGAAAGCCAUUUACGGAGUCCGAAGUACCGAAACUUCGAGAAAGCACCACUAGUGUAGACUCGUUAUCGGAAAUAUUGAGUGGAAAUCAAUUUGCAUUUCCGGGUAGUGACUGUUCAAAUGGUAAGGAAUGCUUGCUGGAUUCGGUGUGUCGAAAUGAUAUCUGUGAAUGCAAGGAAGGACUAUAUACUUUGAGGAUUGGAAGUACUUAUAAUUGUGUUCCCGGGAACCCCGCUGAUGCUGGUUUUGGAGAUGGACAUGGUGGCCUAGUCAUCGGUUUACAUCCAAUCGACGAUGGCAGUGUAGCGCCUAUUCCAAAGUCUCAGGAUCAUGAAAAACAACCGAAAGCUGAACCAGAACCAGAAGUUACAAAUGAUGAGCCAAGCUCUUUACCUGAACCAGAACUAAAAUCUAAAGGAACUUCUGUCAGCAUGCCAACACUAACCCUAAUGUUAUCACUUACUGCCUCAAUCAUACUAUUAUAG
Messenger RNA from Acanthocheilonema viteae, 3072 nucleotides. The record is from the annotation of a GenBank genome assembly. Lineage: Eukaryota; Metazoa; Nematoda; Chromadorea; Rhabditida; Onchocercidae.